AUGGUGCAGAAGGCUUACCUACAGGCCUCAGGGAGCCUUCUUCUACUGGCCAGAGUCUGGACAGCGCACACUACAAGGAGAAAAAAGGGAAAAACACCUUUUUUGCUAAAGAAAAGGGACCAAAACCAACUUCAGGUGAGGUUUAAAACUUGUUUACUCAAAAUGUGUGGCAGCAUCAUGACUUUGAGAAGCUCCAGAGUGGCCGCCAUGCUGCUGCUGUCUGCACACUUGCUGCAUGCAUCUGCCCUUCCAGCUGCGUCCUCCUACGAGUUUACAGCCUACAGGAUGCAGCAGUACAACCUGCAGCAGGACAAACGAGGUUGCCGUGGUGCCAUCGUCGUGGCCGAGGCUCGUUCAGCGGAUGAUACAAUUCUGACCCGUCGCUGUGUGAUCAUGAAGCUGCCUGACUUUACAGCAGAGCGCUACCUAGAGGCCAAGAGGCAGAACGCAGCAGCAGUGCUCAUACUGCUCCCCCAGAACAUCUCUACCGUACCUGAAGACGUCAUACAGGGUUUCAUGGUGAGUGAGUCAGAGGCUCUGAAAAAGGAGACCCUCAUGCCCGUGUACGUGGUCCACGAAGAUGAGCAGCUUCUGUGCAUGUAUGCAGAAGUGAAGCUGGCUGCAGCCACCAAGUCUGCCUCCAUUCUGGUCAGAGUUCUCCGCAGUAUGGUCACAGCCACUGCCUUCCAGAUACUGGUGAGCAACAACUCCCCCAUCAAGGCCAUCACUGACAAUUCCAUCAUUACGUUAGAGGGUGUACUUCCUGGAGUCGGAGAAGACCCACCUACAAUCGUGCUCACCGCCCACUAUGACUCCUUUGGCCUUGCUCCAUGGCUGGCAUAUGGAGCAGACUCCAAUGGCAGUGGAGUCACUGUGCUGCUGGAACUGGCUCGCCUCUUUCAAAGACUCUACAGUGAUCCUCGCAACAAAGCUCCGUAUCACCUCCUUUUCUCCCUUACUGGUGGUGGGAAAUAUAAUUUCCUUGGCACCAAGCGCUGGCUCGAGGAAAAUAUGGACCAUGCAGAAUCCAGUCUAUUGCAUGACAAUGUGGCAUUUGUUCUCUGUUUGGACACUAUUGGCUCUGGGGAUGAGCUUUUCCUCCAUGUAUCUCGACCCCCAAAACCAGGGACCCCUCAGUAUGGCUUCAUCCAGCAGCUGGAAGAGGUGAUCUCCUCCAGGUUUCCAUGGGUGAGGUUUGGAACUGUGCACAAGAAGAUCAACCUGCAGGAGUCCACAGUAGCAUGGGAACAUGAGCGCUAUGGCAUGAAACACAUUCCAGGAUUCACCCUCUCGCACCUGGAGGACCCCAGAUCAGAGCACAGGGGCUCCAUCCUUGACACCAUGUCACAAGUGGACAUCAGGAAACUGAAGCGGAACACGGUCAUCAUUGCUGAGUCCUUGGUGCGGUACAUGUAUAAUCUGUCGGACAAGGGUUCUCCAAAAGAAAUCCAGGUUUUCAAGGGCAGUUUGGACAUCCUGGACAGUCGUUUGUCUGCGCUGAUGAACAUGUUGACGUCUGUCCCGCGAGCCACUCAGCUGAUGGACAAAGAGCCACAACACACUCUCCUCAUCAACAGCUUAGAGCAGGAGUUCAAACGCUACCUCCAGCAGGUCUACAGACACACUUUCCGUCAGGACCGCAAGGAUCCUGAUGUCACAUUCUUUGAUCAGAUGAAACAGCCAAUGAUGAUGUACAGGGUGAAGCCUGCUGCGUUCGAUCUGUUCCUGGGUGGCUGUAUUGCAGGCUACUUAGGAGUAGUCUACUAUGCAAUUCAGAACUUCGGGAGCCUCUAUACAAAGCUCAAGGCCACAGUGAAGAGCAAGCAGCAGUGAGAACCACUGGCUAGUUUGCCAAAGAAAAAUACUCAAAUAUCCUUCCAAAGGCAGAGAUGGAGAAAAGGCCACUGAGGAUGUAGUGGAAUGUUUUGAAAGAGCUGUUUUGGAAAGUAAACAGAAAGAAGUGGUUCUGCAAGGCA
Messenger RNA from Colossoma macropomum (tambaqui), 1976 nucleotides. RefSeq lists its product as uncharacterized. NCBI's taxonomy places the organism in Eukaryota, Metazoa, Chordata, Actinopteri, Characiformes, Serrasalmidae. The transcript is spliced from 17 exons. Gene Ontology annotation, biological process: regulation of signal transduction. Gene Ontology annotation, cellular component: endoplasmic reticulum membrane. The record is from RefSeq and is a predicted model, not a curated record. Bases 1 to 1833 code for a protein of 610 amino acids.